CUUGCCGGUCAAUAGUCAAAACUAUUGCCCGAGGUCCAAAUAAAUGGUUACAUGACAUUAGAAAUAUUCACAGUUGUAUUUUCACUUAUUAGCCCAGAAAACAUGUAUUGAAUACAUACCGGAUAUAUAACACAAACUAUAGACCGGUGAUUUAUAUAAAGAGCGCAUAUGAGAUAUGUAAUUGUCUAUCAGAUUUACAUUGCCAACAUUAACAUUCUAUCAAAACACUUUACAUGAACCAUAAUUGUUCUCUUGUGGUACCAACAGCGCAAUGAAGUUCUUUCUAUGUGAGUGUUAAUAUUAAAGUCCCAACGCUUUUGUAAUAGGUGAAUUUAGUUCGUUCGCAACAGUCUCCCGAUAACCUGUUGUACAUUCUUUCCUACUGCUUGACAAGAUUUUCCCCAUGACGUUUUAGGGUCUGGAUCUAUUAUCUACACAAGCUACGCUGACGACGACAGAAACGGCUAUGUUGUCUAUGGAUUUGGUUAUUCCUCGAUUCGAGUGUGGGUUCCUUCUCGUCCGUGGGGAUUUUUGUUUAGUGGUGCUGAUGGAGGAGCAGGUUUCUGAAUCUACGGAAUCAAAGUAAAAUCAGCUUUCCUUGAACUGUAUGCAUGGCGGGAGGAAAGUUUGACACCAAGUUUUACAUUAAAGAAAACCAUUUCUCCUGGUCGUAUAAGUUCAUCCGAUUUGACAAUGCACUUUAACCAGGAAAGUGCUGAAAACGAAACAUUUACAAGAGCAUGGGUACAAGCAAUUGACGGUGUGAAUUCUGGAUAUCGUUUUGUUGGUAAUGGUGCACUUGCGUAUGACACAUAUAAUGUGUCUACACCAUGUAGUUACGGGGGACUUGUUUAUGCAUUCACAGACAGUACAAUGCGAUUCUGGAAGCCAGGAACAGCCACAAACGGAGCGUUAAUUUGUCUACAAGAUAAACUUGGAGAAGGCACAAAUACACAAGCUUCUUCGCAUGGAAUAGCAAUUGUUAGAAGUUGGCAAUUAGGACUUGAAGCGUUUGUGAAAAUUCGAGGUGGCUGGACAAGAUACUCUGGUUUAGUAGAAGUUUUUGUCAACAAGUCAUGGAACCCUAUUUGUUUGGAAGAAUUUACAAAUUACGAUGCGAGAAAUGAUGCAAAUAUCCUUAAAGCUGAUCAAAAAGUGUGGCUAGACAGUCCUGUUGCUGGAAAUUGCAGAGGAGAAACAGUUCUUACCUGUCACUUUAGCGACAUCCCAUUAUCUACCUGGACAUGGAGUAGAAAAUAUGGAGAUUCUUGGUCUACGUUUAUGGAAAAUGGAACGCAGAUAGGUCCAAAUCCUUCAAGCGUUCGAGAAGAAAUGAAUGUGUCUUUUUCGUUAAUAAUAGAAGGCGCUGAUAACAUGGCACGUGGAUGGUACAAAUGCGGAGUGGGACAAUUUGUAUCUGAAGAAAAAUGGUUGGAUAUGGAAUGCAAACCUGAGUGUGCUGCUGUCUUUCUGACACCCGAAAAACAUUUAGAAAUUGUACUUGCAAACGUUCAUCCAAUCCCAAAAAUUGAUUUAAUUUUGAAGGACGAGGCAUUUAAAGAUGUUGCGAUAGAUUUUCAACGUUACUGUGGUGGGAAUAGAUGGACACUCACCUGUAGAUGGAUUACUACAACACCACUCCAAGACGGUCAAUAUUUUUAUAGACUGGUCGCAACAACAGUUACGGACACACUAUUUAUUGGCACCAUCAAUUAACAGAAUGUUUCUCCAGAAAGAAAAUUGUUUUUGCAAUGUUAUAAGUCACUUUUUUCUUUGUCAAAGGUUUUGGCUAUGAUGAUGUUUCUCAGACUUGCCAUAGGCACUAAAUGCACAUUGUACAACGCUUAACUGUUUAAUUUUCAAUUACUACAACUAGAUAACGACUUAUUAUUUCAAAAUAUUAAAAAUAAUGGGAAAAGGUUGCUAUUUGUAUUGAAAUAAGGUAUGCAUUUAAUAUGUAGCCAAAAUUCGUGACAAACAAAAUGACUAAUUGUUGUUGAUUUACCUGUUGGCAAGUACUAACUGAAGUCUGAACAGAUUAAUUUUUCAUUGUCAAAAUCUUAGAGAAAUAAAAAUGAUCCUUACAAUUUGGCCGAUAAGUAUUCAAAGAUAAUGUACUUGUUGAAAAUAACAAUUGUGUUUGCAUUAAUAGUGGUAUAAUUACGUUAUCGUUAACAAUUUAGUUUAUUGUAGGUGCCAAAGUUAAUAUAAAAGUACUUGAUAUAUAUAGAUAAAAGCCGGA
Molecule: messenger RNA, 2242 nt
Organism: Mercenaria mercenaria
Lineage: Eukaryota; Metazoa; Mollusca; Bivalvia; Venerida; Veneridae
Exons: 7
Coding region: 694-1716 (340 amino acids)
Cellular component (GO): membrane
Source: RefSeq, a predicted model, not a curated record